Molecule: messenger RNA, 759 nt
Organism: Emiliania huxleyi CCMP1516
Lineage: Eukaryota; Haptophyta; Isochrysidales; Noelaerhabdaceae
Exons: 1
Coding region: 1-759 (252 amino acids)
Source: RefSeq, a predicted model, not a curated record
AUGCUGCCGCCCGUCGCGAUCCUGACGACUGCCUGUUUCUCGGCGCUCGCCCCGGCCACGCUCAACGGCCUCAGAAUCGACACCUCUCCGCUCGUCACGCCGGUGCGUGUCGGGCGGCCGCUCCUCGCCCUCGUUGAAGUGAGUGAGGCGUGCGCGGCGGCGCAGCGAGAGGCCUACUUCUCGUUGAUGCCGAGUAAGGCGCUACCAAAGACGUCGCUCGACCUGCGAGCGUGGGCGCCCAAGGACAAGGACAGCGUCGAGGCGGGCGUGUUUGCGAGGCAAACGAGCACCGUCCCGCAUUGGAGCAACAUCGGCGUGGUCGCGUGUGAGUCCGUGAGCGACUUGGCGGCGGCGGUGGCGAAGCAGCGACCACUCAUCGAGCGCUGGGCGUACGAGUGCCUCAACGAUUUCGAGACGAACCGGCUGUGGAUCGAUCUCGCCGAGCCCGUGGAGCUCGCCUGGGCCAUUCGCCCGCCAGCGCCCUCGCUGCUAGAGUCGCUGAUGGGCGCCAAGGCCGAGGAGCCGAUGCUCAGUGUGGUGCCGCGUGAGGAGCCCUUUGAUGAUCUGCUGCGCUGCGGCUUUCUCGGAAAGCUCAGCCGCGAUUACCGCGGUGGCGGCGUGAGCGCGCGAGCGGAGCGGAUAGUCAUCGGCAAGGAGCCCGAGACGCCGGCGCGGCGGAAGAGCCAGGAGCAGUUUGACAAGGUUUACGACAAGAAGAAGGAACAGAACGCUGCCGGCGGCCGCGGCCGAGUGAGGUAA